This is a messenger RNA of Fonsecaea nubica, 1542 nucleotides long. RefSeq lists its product as hypothetical. NCBI's taxonomy places the organism in Eukaryota, Fungi, Ascomycota, Eurotiomycetes, Chaetothyriales, Herpotrichiellaceae. Bases 1 to 1542 code for a protein of 513 amino acids. The record is from RefSeq and is a predicted model, not a curated record. The transcript is spliced from 2 exons. Gene Ontology annotation, molecular function: hydrolase activity, hydrolyzing O-glycosyl compounds. Gene Ontology annotation, biological process: carbohydrate metabolic process.
AUGAAUCCAAUCAUCCCAGGCUUCGCGCCGGACCCCUCCAUUGUUCUCGUCGGCGACACAUUCUUCCUCGUGAACUCUAGCUUCCACAUAUUUCCAGGCCUCCCCGUCUACGCAUCAAAAGAUCUGGUCUCGUGGAGACACAUAACAAACGCGUUCAAUCGCCGCGAACAGCUCAGCCUCCAGGCCUCUGACACCAAACAUAGCCCAGCUGGCGAUUCGGGAGAGGUCAUGUCAGCCACAGGCGGUCUUUAUGCGCCAACUAUACGCCAUCACGAUGGGGCCUUCUAUGUGAUUUGUACAAACGUGGUCCGGGGCACCGAAGAAGACAAGGGUGAUAGGACCCAGAACUUCAUCAUAACGACGACUGACAUUUACUCACAUAACUGGAGUGAUCCUGUCUUUUUCGAUUUCGAUGGAAUCGACACCAGUCUUGUCUGGGAUGAUCAAGGAAGGGCGUAUGUGCAUGGCUCUGCCGCCCCUGGCCCAAGGACAACCAUCAAGUUGUUCGAGAUUGAUGUCAAGUCUGGUGCAAAGCUCGGCAGCGAGACAUUGAUCUGGGAAGGUACCGGUGGUGACUGGCCAGAAGGUCCGCACAUCUAUCGAAAAGACGGCUGGUGGUACCUGGUCAUUUCCGAAGGUGGCACUUUUGAAGACCACAUGAUCACCGUCGCUCGAAGCAAACAUCUCUUCGGGCCGUAUAAACCCAAUUCCCACAAUCCAAUACUAACUGCACGAGGUACGGACGAAUACAUCCAGCAUACGGGACACUGCGAUCUAUUCUGCGAUAAGCAAGGCCAGUGGUGGUGUGUCUGUCUCGCAGUGCGAAAGGGCCCGGAAAGGAGAUUUAUCCUGGGCCGUGAAACGUUUAUUACUCCAGGUGCAUGGGCCGAGGGUGAAUGGCCGACUUUGGAGCCAGUCAAGAUGGAUCCGGAGGCCGUAUACGGUCGCAAAGUGGGCAAGCCAAGUGCCCUGAGCUCCGAGCCACUCGUGGACUUUUGUUAUAUUCGAGACGUGGAUCUCGCCAGACAUAAUAUCUCGUCUGAUGGGAAGACUAUCCAGCUAACAUCCAGCGACGCCGACCUUUCUGACGCCCGCGGCCAAGUAUCCUUUGUGGGCAAGCGACAGAGGAUGCUCGCUGGACAGUCUUCCGCGACGCUCCUCGCACAGCCUGGCGGCUCCAGCGGCAAAACCGGUCUUGCAGUGUACAAGGACGAGUUCCGCUAUGCUCGGACCUACCUCGACCUGGAGACGGGCGAAAUGGUUCUUGAAGUCGUGAACACGCCAAAACAAAUCUGUCGCCGAACUCGAAAGUCGUGCUCCGCAGACGUAGCAGAUAAGGACAUCGAGCUGCGGCUGGAGUACCAGGAAGACUCGUAUAGAUUCUCAUUCAGCACGGCCGGCGACGAUGACAGGAUCAAAUUCGACGCCUUGGACACGAUGGACCUGGUCGGUCUGGACUUUACGGGGCCGAUUGUGGGAGUCUUCUUGACGUCGUCGCAGGAUGGGUGCCGCGUGACCUUUUGCGAUCUGCAAGUCAAUUGA